This is a messenger RNA of Sesamum indicum (sesame), 1877 nucleotides long. Its product is annotated as glycerol-3-phosphate 2-O-acyltransferase 6. The record is from RefSeq and is a predicted model, not a curated record. Gene Ontology annotation, cellular component: membrane. Gene Ontology annotation, biological process: cutin biosynthetic process. Gene Ontology annotation, molecular function: glycerol-3-phosphate 2-O-acyltransferase activity; phosphatase activity. Lineage: Eukaryota; Viridiplantae; Streptophyta; Magnoliopsida; Lamiales; Pedaliaceae.
CCCUCCAUCCUCCCUUGAAACACAACUAGCUAGCUCACACACAACCAACUCUUUAUCAUCAAACCCUUUCUCUCCUUCUACCAAAAUGGGCGCUCAUCGGCAUUUUCACCCAAUAACAAAAUGUACUACCCAAGGGCGAUCCAAUCAGACCGUGGCAGCUGACCUAGACGGCACGCUCUUGGUUUCUAGGAGCGCCUUUCCUUACUUCAUGCUCGUUGCUCUAGAAGCCGGGAGCCUCAUUAGGGCGUUGCUUCUCUUAUCCUCUGUUCCAUUUGUGUACUUGGUCUACCUGUUUGUGUCAGAAUCACUUGCAAUCCAGAGCUUCAUUUUUAUAUCCUUUUCGGGCCUCAAAAUUCGUGACAUUGAGCUUGUUUCCCGGUCCGUCUUGCCUAAGUUUUACUCGGAAGACGUGCAUCCGGAAACAUGGAAAGUUUUCAAUUCCUUCGGGAAGAGGUACAUAGUCACAGCUAAUCCUAGGAUCAUGGUGGAACAUUUUGCUAAGAGCUAUCUCGGGGCAGAUAAGGUUCUUGGGACGGAGUUAGAAGUGACAAAAUCGGGUCGUGCAACAGGGUUUGUUAAGAAACCAGGUGUUCUCGUCGGGGAACAUAAAAAAAUGGCGAUUGUCAAAGAAUUUGGGUCUAAUGUGCCUGAUUUAGGUCUCGGAGAUAGAGAGACUGAUCAUGACUUCAUGUCCAUAUGCAAGGAGGGGUACAUGGUACCUAGAACGGCAACUGAGCCACUUCCCAGGAACAAGCUUCUGUCUCCAAUCAUUUUUCACGAGGGUCGUCUUGUCCAAAGGCCCACACCCCUUGUUGCCUUAGUCACAUUCUUGUGGAUGCCAAUUGGCUUUGUUUUAUCAGUUAUUAGAAUUUAUUUGGACAUCCCUCUGCCUGAAAGAAUUGUGCGUUACACCUAUAUGAUGCUCGGAAUCAAGCUCAUCGUCAAGGGCACCCCUCCGCCUCCGCCAAGCCCAGGGCGCGGCGGGGUUCUAUUCGUCUGCAACCACCGCACUAUACUCGAUCCGGUUGUCACGGCGGUGGCGCUUGGCCGGAAGAUCAGCUGUGUUACGUAUAGCAUAAGUAAGUUUUCCGAGUUAAUUUCUCCUAUUAAAGCUGUUGCAUUGUCAAGGGAACGGGAAAAGGAUGCGGCAAACAUAAAGCGCUUGCUUGAAGAAGGCGACUUAGUGAUCUGCCCGGAGGGGACGACUUGCAGAGAGCCGUUUCUGCUGAGGUUCAGCGCGCUUUUUGCUGAGUUGAGUGAUAGAAUCGUGCCGGUGGCCAUUAAUACCAAACAAAGCGUGUUUUAUGGGACGACCGCUAGGGGUUACAAAGUGUUGGACCCGUAUUUUGUGUUCAUGAACCCGAGACCAACUUACGAGAUCACGUUCCUGAAUCAAUUGCCUGAAGAACUAACAGUAAAGGGUGGAAAAUCAGCAAUUGAGGUUGCGAAUUACAUUCAGAGGGUUCUUGCAGGAACCCUAGGGUUCGAGUGCACCAAUUUGACUCGCAAAGACAAGUAUAUCAUGAUGGCUGGAACAGAUGGACGAGUUCAACCCAAUAAGGACAAGGAUGAUCGUGAACACAAGAAGUGAAUUCAGAUGUUUUUACGCACGAUUAGCUAGUGGUUAUUUUCAAUUAAUUAGUACUAUAAUUAAUUCAGUCAUGAUCCAAUUCAAGAAAACAAGAUAUCAAACAAACAAACAAAAAAAGGGAAUUGAGAAAUUGACAUUAUUGUGGGUUGUGAUAAUUAAUUAAUGGUCAUGGGCCUUGAAUAUCCAUUGCUGUAUAUUUAUAUACUGUAUCUUGAAAUGUUUUAAUAAAAUUUCAACUCAUGUACCAGCUGGUUUAAAUUCAUGGAAGAAGCUGCUUUCCCGGCCA